This is a messenger RNA of Elaeis guineensis (African oil palm), 1277 nucleotides long. RefSeq names its product serine/threonine-protein kinase Aurora-1. Gene Ontology annotation, molecular function: ATP binding; protein kinase activity. Gene Ontology annotation, biological process: protein phosphorylation. Lineage: Eukaryota; Viridiplantae; Streptophyta; Magnoliopsida; Arecales; Arecaceae. The record is from RefSeq and is a predicted model, not a curated record.
CGUCUCCGCCCAAAUUCCACCAAACGCAAGAACGGCUCUCUCUCUCUCUCUCACACACACACACACACCCACACACCCACAACCACGCAUUCAUGGGGAUCCCGGCGGAAGCCCAGCAGGAAGAAAAGGUGUCCACUGUGGAGAAGCGCUGGACUCUCAAUGAUUUUGACAUUGGAAAGCCUCUUGGACGAGGGAAGUUUGGUCAUGUUUAUUUGGCGAGAGAAAAGAAGAGUAAUCAUAUUGUGGCAUUGAAAGUUCUCUUCAAAAGCCAGCUUAAACAGUCUCAAGUUGAGCAUCAGUUGCGUCGUGAAGUAGAAAUACAGAGCCACCUCCGGCACCCAAAUAUAUUGCGUUUAUAUGGUUACUUCUAUGAUCAGACUCGUGUUUAUUUGAUACUAGAAUACGCAGCAAAAGGUGAGCUUUACAAAGAAUUGCAGAAAUGCAAAUACUUCAGUGAAAGGCGAGCUGCAACUUACAUUGCGUCAUUGGCGCGGGCCUUAAUCUACUUGCAUGGGAAGCAUGUUAUACACAGAGAUAUCAAACCAGAGAACCUUCUGAUUGGUGUCCAGGGCGAGUUGAAAAUUGCAGAUUUUGGGUGGUCUGUUCACACAUUUAAUCGCAGGCGCACCAUGUGUGGGACAUUGGAUUACCUUCCGCCUGAAAUGGUGGAAAGUGUAGAACAUGAUGCUAAUGUGGACAUUUGGAGCUUGGGCAUCUUAUGCUAUGAGUUCCUGUAUGGAGUUCCACCAUUUGAGGCAAAGGAACAUUCAGAUACAUACAGAAGGAUCAUCAAAGUUGAUCUGAAGUUUCCCCCAAAACCACUGGUUGCUUCUGCGGCAAAAGACCUCAUUAGCCAGAUGCUUGUCAAAGAGUCCUCGCGCCGUCUUCCACUUCACAAGUUGCUUGAGCAUCCAUGGAUAGUCCAGAAUGCAGAUCCAUCAGGCAUCUAUAGAGGGUAACAAAAGAUGGACAAUCCCCCCAGGUGUAUGGGGAGCCACCCAAAAUACACUGCCUAAUAACUUUGGAGGAAAUUUGUGGAUCAAAAUUCAUUGAUUGUAUGUAAAUUUAGCUCAUGUUGUCUCUGCAAGUAUUCAGGUUGAGCAUCUGAAUGAUAGGAACAUUGUGGACAUCCUGGAGUGGCAAGCCUCUUGUCUGAGAAAGUGAUAUACAUUUUGCAGUAGACUGAGAGUGAUAAAGUUGGGAGUUAAAACAGUGAGCUUACUUGUAUUUUAUAUGGCAGUUGAUUUCUAUGCUUGUAUGUUUAGAGAUUUGUUCCA